Messenger RNA from Pyrus x bretschneideri (Chinese white pear), 1321 nucleotides. RefSeq names its product GDSL esterase/lipase At1g54790. NCBI's taxonomy places the organism in Eukaryota, Viridiplantae, Streptophyta, Magnoliopsida, Rosales, Rosaceae. The transcript is spliced from 4 exons. The record is from RefSeq and is a predicted model, not a curated record. Gene Ontology annotation, molecular function: hydrolase activity, acting on ester bonds. Bases 61 to 1203 code for a protein of 380 amino acids.
GUUUGCAUUUAGGUGAAAGCAACAGCCUAAUAAGUGAGAGAACUUCCUGUUGCAUUUUCCAUGGCUACCAAAAUCUGCAUUAUCCAAAUUCUCACAUUGAUUUCCAUCUUCUUGCCUCUUUCCAAAUCCAUCCACUUCAACCACCCUGCCGUUUUCAACUUUGGUGAUUCGAAUUCCGACACUGGCAACCUUGUUUCCGCAGGCAUUGAGACCAUUAUUUCUCCUUAUGGACAAUCUUAUUUCAAAACCCCAUAUGGGAGAUACUCCGAUGGCCGCCUGAUCGUCGAUUUUCUUAUGGAUGCAAUGGAGCUUCCGUUUCUCAAUGCCUACUUGGAUUCAGUUGGCCUGCCGAGUUUCAAAAAUGGUUGCAACUUUGCCGCGGCGGGGUCAACUAUACUUCCUGCAACUGCAACAUCGAUCAGCCCUUUUUCUUUCGGGGUCCAGGUCUCCCAGUUUUUUAGAUUCAAAGCCAAGGUUCUUGAAUUGCUAGCUGAAGGUAAGAGCUUUCCCAAGUAUCUGCCUACGGAAGAUUUUUUCGCGAAAGGGCUCUACAUGUUCGAUAUAGGCCAGAAUGAUCUCGCUGGUGCAUUUUAUUCGAAAUCAUUGGAUGAGAUUCUCGCGUCUAUUCCAACGAUUUUUACAGAAUUCGAAACUGGAGUAAAGAGAUUAUAUGACCAAGGAGGUAGGAACUUUUGGAUACACAACACAGGUCCUCUCGGAUGCUUGACGCAGAAUGUUGCCAAGUUUGGAACUGAUCCCUCGAAGCUUGACGAACAAGGAUGCGUGAGCGACCACAACCAAGCUGCUAAACUCUUUAACCUGCAGCUUCAUGCUCUCACCAAAAAGUUGCAAGACCAGUACUCAAAUGCAAGUGUCAUAUAUGUUGAUAUCUUUUCGAUCAAAUCUGAGCUCAUUUCAAAUUAUUCAAAAAAUGGAUUUGAGCAACCUAUUAUGGCUUGCUGCGGGUACGGAGGUCCCCCUUUGAACUACGACAGUCACAUUACCUGUGGACAAACAAAGACGUUGAACGGAACAAAUGUCACGGCCAAGGGAUGCACAGAUAGUUCUGAUUACAUUAGUUGGGAUGGAAUUCAUUACACCGAAGCUGCGAAUCAGUAUGUCUCGUCCAAGAUACUCACCGGGAAGUACUCUGAUCCGCCCUUCUCGGAUAAAAUGCCUUUCCUUCUGAAGCUCAAGUUCUGAAGCCCCAACAUGUUUUAUUUACAUAUUUUAACAUUUGUCCGAUAUUCGUAAGGCCAACUCUUAAAUGUAACAGUAAACCUUAAGUUCUCACAAAUUUAUACAGAAAUACCAUUUCAAA